Xyrauchen texanus (razorback sucker) is the source of this 4231-nucleotide messenger RNA. RefSeq names its product calcium/calmodulin-dependent protein kinase kinase 1, alpha b (gene camkk1b). The record is from RefSeq and is a predicted model, not a curated record. The transcript is spliced from 17 exons. Gene Ontology annotation, biological process: activation of protein kinase activity; protein phosphorylation; CAMKK-AMPK signaling cascade. The coding region runs from base 238 to 1680 and encodes 480 amino acids. Lineage: Eukaryota; Metazoa; Chordata; Actinopteri; Cypriniformes; Catostomidae. Gene Ontology annotation, molecular function: ATP binding; protein kinase activity.
CCGUGCUAGCUAAUCCUCUUUGCUUUUGUGAUCCUGAAGAGUCUGGAGUCCUCAGGGCUGCUUGAUAAGCAGAAGAAAAGAUAAUGCAACACAAUGACUGGCAAAACAAACUCAUGCUGCUCUAUCUCGGUGUUACCAUGGACUUUAUUAAGAACACUUGACUCUGUGAUGUCCACUAAGAACAAUGUGAUGCCCAUUGAGAUGUUUACUUUGUUAUAAGAAGCUCUAACCGACGCUAUGAGUGCUGACACCGCCAACAGAGUGGAUCUGGACUCAGAUUACCAUGCUGAACUGGCUGACAUGGUCGCAGCCAUGAAUGUGGCUGCCAACAGACAGACUCCACCACAUGGCUGUAGGACCACACCGCAUCGCCUCAAUCACUCUGAUCGCAAGAUGUCAUUGCAGGAGCGAUCAAGUUACCAGAAUUGCUCCAACCCAAGGAUAGCCAGGAGACCCACUAUUGAAUCCAAGCAAGUGUCUAUCUCUGAAGGUGGUGACUGUGUCCAGCUCAACCAAUAUAAAUUAAAGAAUGAGAUAGGGAAGGGUUCAUAUGGGGUGGUCAAAUUAGCAUAUAAUGAAGAUGAUGACCAGUAUUAUGCUAUGAAGUUGGUAUCCAAAAAGAAGUUAAUGAAGCAGUUUGGAUUUGCAAGACGACCCCCUCCCAACGUAUCCAGUGGAUCACAAGGAAAUCUAUCAAAGCCUUUUGUCCUGUUGAACCGAAUAUAUCAAGAAAUUGCUAUCUUGAAGAAACUUGACCAUCUUAAUGUUGUUAAAUUAGUUGAGGUUCUUGAUGACCCAGCUGAGGAUAACUUGCAUAUGGUCUUUGAGUUGGUACCCAAAGGUCCCGUGAUGGAGGUCCCAACAAACAAUCCCUUAACCGAGGAGAUGGCCCGUUUUUACUUCAGAGAUAUACUCUUAGGAAUUGAAUACUUACACUAUCAGAAAAUCAUACAUAGAGACAUCAAACCCUCAAAUCUGUUGCUGGGGGAUGAUGGGCACAUCAAGAUAGCGGAUUUUGGUGUCAGUAAUGAGUUCGAAGGGAAUGACGCUCUCCUGUCUAACAGCGCAGGAACACCGGCCUUCACGGCACCUGAAACUCUCUCUGACCAAGAGCAGGGAUUCAGUGGAAAGGCUCUAGACGUAUGGGCAAUGGGAGUGACGUUGUUCUGUUUCGUCUUUGGAAAGUGUCCGUUUCAUGAUGAAUACAUCUUAGGAUUGCAUGAUAAAAUCAGGACUAUGCUGGUGGAGUUCCCGAACAAGCCAGGGAUCAGUGAGGGGCUGAAGCAACUCAUCACCAGAAUGCUGGAUAAACUCCCUGAAACUAGAAUCACCAUUCCAGAAAUAAAGUUGCACCCAUGGGUAACGCUUGAUGGCACUGAUCCAUUGCCCCUGGAAGAGGAGCACUGUACAGUGGUGGAGGUCACAGAAGAGGAGGUGCAGAACUCUGUGAAACUAGUUCCCAGCCUGUCUGCUGUGAUCCUGGUGAAAUCCAUGUUGCGGAAGCGUUCCUUCAGUAACCCGUUUGAGUGCCCAAGUCGCAGGAAGGGCAGGUCUAUGUCUGCUCCUGGAGGUCUGAUAUUGGAUAUGUCAAUGUUUCGCCCUCUAAGCAGAGGGAGUAAUAAUAACGGGAGCAGAGAGGGAGAACUGGAGAACCUUAUUGAGGAUGAAAGUUUCACCUGAGUUUGCAAAUGCUUGAGAAAAAAGGGCCCGAUUUGAAUGUCCCAUCUGCAGUGGAUUAUUUUGGAAAUUGUCAUAUUGUUUUACCUUUUAAAUGCUAUGACAUAAUGUAAGGAAAUCCUUUAAGGAACCUUUGAAUUAUCAUGCACUCAAAGAAAAUAACUCAGUAGCUGAACUUGAUUUAAUCAUGUUUAACGUGUUUGAAAUGCGUUUUCUUGAAUUGAAACAACCGUGUAAUCUGAAUUUAAAUACUUCAAGUAGGAAAGGAAGUGGGAAACGUAAUUGAAUUGAGUAAAAUCUACUAAAUUAGACAAUGUUAAAUUAACUCAAAUUAAUUUCUUAUUCUAGAUAGUACAGUAAUUGCUAGCAUGCUAAAUGGGAAACACUAUGCUAUGGUUAGCAUAGCAAUUGCUACUUGAGUAAAGCAAUAAAGCACUCAACACAUCCAGGGGUGCAUGAAGGUGCCUCCUGUCCCAAGGGCUCAAGCCAGUUGCCCUAUGUGGGGUGAGAGGGGUGGGAAACUGUUAUAUAUGAUCACGCGCAUAACAGACAGCUUUCACUGUUGCACAUGUCUCAUUGUUUUUAUUAGCAUCUCCAGUAUAAGGCGUUUAGAUGCACUCCUCCCAUAAAUGUUGAUGGGGGAGAAUAGGGUAGCAGAUUCCACGAUUAGGACCCACCUAAUGCAAAUGGAUUGAGUAAAGCUAGAAAGCUUUAAAACAACUUUCCUUCUUCAGCAGAACCAAAGUGAAGUCAAGUGUUAUUUGUAUAGUGCUUUUCACAACAGGUGUUGUUUCAAAGCAGCUGUACAUGAAAUUAUGCUAUAACAGAAAAUGUAUGAAUAUAAGGCCAAUAUUAGUUUUUCAUGUUUAAAAGUAUUAGUGGUUAAAACUAAGUAAGUGUUGUGGGGCGAUGGUUAAACAAAAUGAUUUUGUAUGUACUAUACGUUUUGGUGUUAAAGUCCUUGAAGUCAUCCCAAAUUAACUGAGGAAAUACACAUGGAUGCAUUGUCAUUUGAUUUUGGCUGAUGAAGGCUUUUGUUGGAGGUUCAUACAUUUUUUUGUGUAGUUAAUUUUUUAAAGGUGCAAUAUGUAAAGAUUUUCAUGUAAUAUUCUUCCUUUUUUUGCCAAUAUGUGAACGGCUUGUAACACAACUUAAAACAUUAGCCCUUCCCGGAAUUCCUAGGUUGCCUAUUAAAGCCUGUUGACUGAUUUUCAUGCGAAAAGAGAGCCUUGCCUCAGUGCUUCCUCUAUUCAACAGCGUCAACAAACUGCCAAACUAGGUAACGUUAUCUUAGAGAUGGAAUCCAGCAAACGUCCGGCUCCCAGCACAACACCAACUCCUACACAAACUCAGAGUAAGCCAAAAAAAAAAUACAAAAUAAAUGUAUCUGAAUCUCAUCUGGCUAAGCAGGAACGUGAUCGUGAUCGAGCAAAAAAUAAAGUGAACAUCGGCAGGGCAUUUGAUUCCUGGAGUGUCCUUCAUUCGGUUUUGGGGAUCAAAACUGACCCUGAAUUGCCGUUCUUCUUAUUGGACAGGUAAACUUACAUAACUGCGAAGCAUGUGAAAUAUAUAUAUAUAUAUAUAUAAAGCAUUUAAGUGCCAAAUGUAAAGUGUCACGGUAAAAGCAUGAAUUUAAGAUGAGUAUUCAACAACUUUAAGAGACUUUGAAUUUAAAUGCAUAAAACCAAGUUUGUUUUAGAUAUGACAAACAGCAUGAAUUUGUAUGAGAUGUAUAAAAGUAGGGACCCACUGUAUAUUAGGUGGCCUUAACUACAAUGUACUUAAACAUUUGAUAAAAUGUAGUUAUUAUGCAUGUAUAUGUUGUUGCAUUGAAAUUGAAUUUAAUGUACUUGCAUUUAAUUAUAUUUGUAGUUACACUAUUAACUACACCCCUAACACAACCCUAACCCCAAAACCUAACUCUAACCCCUAAUCCUAACCCUAACAUUACCCUUACUCCUAAACCUACCAAUACGUAAACCUCAGUAGAAGAAAAUGUGGGCAUUUUGCAGAACAUGAAGUUACAGAGUAAAUACAUAGUUUUGUAUGUUUAAUGUUAGUACACGGUAGUUAAGGCCACCUAAUACAAAGUGUGAACAAAAGUAAAUUUGUUGUAUAAAAAAAUCUAAUUGGGAUUUUGCUGUUGUACAUCUUACUUGGUCCUCUGGAUCACAGAAUGGUCUGUAUUUUGUGUAGCUGGAGCCUCUGAAUACUUUGUUGUUUUGAACCAAUCUGUAACUUUGUCAGUCUUUCCUUAACCAAACAACACCAGUAGGAAAGGACUAUACAUUUUUUGGUGAAAGUGUUUCUUAGAGAAAAAUGAAAUCUUUAAAUUAAAGGAAAAGUUUAGGCAUAAUUAUUUCUGAGAGAAGCAUCCUCAAGGCCUUGGUUUGAACCAGCACUUCAGUAUAUGCAUCCCACCCAUGUAUUAUGCAUAGCUCAAUAUGUUUGUAUGUUUGUGUUUGACAGCCAGAAGUGUCUCAAGAAAUUUCAGUGUGAAAGUGAAUCCUAUUCUAGAUUUGUCCUGAUUCUCGUUGCAUUAGCUUUUUAAAAU